CAGACAGCUGACCAGUUCGGGCAACCGGUAAUAAUAGUCAGGGAGGCCGGACGCACGCCGCCGCCGUUCCCGUUCAUCUUCUUCAAGCCCAAGACGUGCGUGCAUGAUCACGGGGCCGACGUGGAGAUCCCCAAGAUCGCGCAGGACGACCAGGCCGACUACGAGGGCGAGCUGUGCCUGGUGAUCGGCCGGGACGCCAAGAACGUGCCCAAGGAGGCGGCUCUAGACUACGUCGCGGCCUACACGUGCGGCAACGACAUCUCGUCGAGGAAGCUGCAGCGCGACCCCAAGCUGGCCGGCUCCGUGCCGCAGUGGGGCUUCUCCAAGGGCUUCGACACCUUCGCGCCGCUCGGGCCCUGCCUGGUCCGUCCGGACCUCGUCGGCCCGCCCGAUAAGCUGCUCCUCCGGACCAUCGUCGACGGCGAGGUCCGGCAGCAGGAGACGACGGGCGACUUGCUGUUUGACGUGCCCACUCUGAUUUCGUACCUGUCGACCGGCACCACGUUGAAGAAGGGCUCCAUCAUCAUGACGGGGACGCCUGGUGGUGUUGGUUCUGGUAUGAAGCCACCAAGGUACUUGGUGCCGGGAACCGUCAUGGAGGUUUCCAUCGAAAAGAUUGGAACGCUGCGCAACGGCGUUACAUUCGCCUGA
Messenger RNA from Pyricularia pennisetigena, 651 nucleotides. RefSeq lists its product as uncharacterized. Gene Ontology annotation, molecular function: catalytic activity. The record is from RefSeq and is a predicted model, not a curated record. The annotation marks the transcript as partial. The transcript has 2 exons. Lineage: Eukaryota; Fungi; Ascomycota; Sordariomycetes; Magnaporthales; Pyriculariaceae.